AUGCUGGAAUAUCACUCUAUGUUUCUCAACUCUUAUUCAGAAACUCCAAAGUUUUCGCUUGUAUCAAUGGUCGAACUAACACAUGACGAUACGAGAAAUUUGUAUGUGGCCGAUAACGACUUAUAUAACUACUUCGUUUCAAAUAGGAGGGAGCUUGACAAAUCUUUCGUGUUUUUUAUGUCUGACCAUGGACCGAGAUUCGGACAGGAGGCGAGGACGUCCGUCAAUAAAGAAGAGCAGAAAAAUCCAUUUUUAUAUAUUGUGUUACCAGAGCACUUGCGCAAAUCUCGGAUACAUGAGCAAUUGCAGGCAAACAGCAAGGAGCUUGUCACUAAUCAUGACCUCCAUUCGACGUUGAAGGACAUUCUUUACGUAAAGUUUCUAUUUGUCGUCUUUUUUUCUUAA
Cylicostephanus goldi is the source of this 405-nucleotide messenger RNA. NCBI's taxonomy places the organism in Eukaryota, Metazoa, Nematoda, Chromadorea, Rhabditida, Strongylidae. The record is from the annotation of a GenBank genome assembly.